Messenger RNA from Coccomyxa subellipsoidea C-169, 1068 nucleotides. Its product is annotated as 20S proteasome alpha subunit G. Gene Ontology annotation, biological process: ubiquitin-dependent protein catabolic process. The transcript has 10 exons. Lineage: Eukaryota; Viridiplantae; Chlorophyta; Trebouxiophyceae; Coccomyxaceae. Gene Ontology annotation, cellular component: proteasome core complex; nucleus; proteasome core complex, alpha-subunit complex. The record is from RefSeq and is a predicted model, not a curated record. The coding region runs from base 92 to 838 and encodes 248 amino acids.
UGUAAUUCUAUUCUUAUGAUUGGAAAGUAAGCUUUUCAUUGUCUGCGAGGAUUGAGCAGCUCUGAAGUGAGAGUGGCUACCAGUCAUCAUCAUGAGUGGAAUAGGGACUGGGUAUGAUUUGUCAGUUUCGACAUUUUCACCUGAUGGGAGGGUGUUCCAGACAGACUAUGCUCAAAAAGCGAUCGACAACAGCGGAACGGUGGUGGGAAUCAAGUGCAAAGAUGGAGUUGUGCUGGGUGUUGAGAAGACGAUCGUGUCAAAGAUGCUAGAGAAGGGCUCAAACAAGCGAACGUUCCCAGUCGACCGACAUGCUGGAAUGGCUGUUGCUGGAGUCAUUGCUGAUGGCAGGCAGGUUGUCAACCGGGCAUUUGACGAGGCUGUGCAAUACAAAAGCUUCUAUGGAGACAGCAUACCUGGGCAAGUGCUGGCUGAUCGAGUUGCCAGCUUUGUCCAUGUCUUCAACUUGUAUUGGUAUGCCAGACCAUUCGGCACAUCAGUCUUGCUAGCAGCAUAUGACGACUCAGGACCGCAGCUGUAUGUCGUCGAGCCAUCAGGCAACUGCCAUAGAUUCUUUGGAACGGCUGUGGGCAAGGGCCGCCAGGCAGCCAAGACAGAGAUUGAGCGCUUGAAGCUGGGCGAGAUCAGCAGCGAGCAGGGGGUCGUCGAGGUUGCCAAGAUUCUUUACAGUGUGCACGAUGAGGAGAAGCCCUUUGAGCUGGAGAUAGCCUGGAUAUGCGAUGCUUCAGACCGGGAGUUCAGGCGUGUGCCUGCUGAUAUCCUCGAAGCCGCAGAACAGCAGGCCAAGGCUUCUUUGGAAGAGUCAGACAUGGAGGAUUGAUCCACACAACAGCGGAUAGCAAUAGCCAGCAUGCGGCAGGCAGCAAGAGCUGUCCGAAUCUCAGCUUAGUACUUUGAGACAUGUGAGGUUUAGCUUGCAAACUUCGGGGCGGGACGCCACGCUUUUUUGUGGUUCCAAUACACGUGCAGCACCUAGCUUUCACCCCUUUGUGGCCACUGUGCCUGUGUGGACUUGUGUACUGGAUUUGUGUAACAGAAUAUGAAGCAGAU